CUUAUAAUAGUACAUAGUGUUGGCGAACUAUGUAUUUUUGAAUUUGGUGUAAACUUGUUGUUAGUGUCGUGAGUUAUGUUGCUAUAUGGUGUAAACCCACUGUUAGUGUUGUCGAAUUAUAUAUUGGCCCUUCUGCCAACUCUGCUCCUGCUGGAAUAAUCGAAAUGUUUGUCAUCCCUAAAUUUUGUAUUGUUCAUUUAAAUUUUACCAGCACAGCAGGAGGGAGCAAAAACGAAUGAAAUAAAAACCUGCGUGAAGCCAUUAUGUGCUUGUCACCGCUCGUAUAAAGCGAAUAUUGCUCGUUUUUAUUCCUUUGCGUCCCUCGGUGCCGGAACAUCUUUUUAUUUCAUUCCUUUGCUAUUUAAACGUAUUUGCACCCAACCCCGAGGCUUAAACAUCACCAACGAAAGCCGGUUAACAGAGAUCCGGACUACAAUAACUAAAACCGGUUAACAGAGGCCCGGUCAACAAAUUUGAUUAAAGGUCGUUUGGCGGGCGUUCACGAGCAUUGAACUGGCGAUUUUGUGAAGCUGUCUCGACGAUUCCUUGAUAGUGAGGCCGCGAAGGUGAAGUGAACGAGGGUGAUUGGGGUAAGUUCGGUGGUGUGUAGUGUGUGUGUUAUAUUUAGUCAACAUAAAGCGCAAUUAGCUGAGCAGGCUUCAUAACGGUAGAAGCGCGUGUCUAAUAGAAAAUAGCGGUUUGCGGCCAUUUUAAAGAACAUGGUUUUAACUCGUUCAGCAUCCAGUAUGCAAGACGAGGACAACAACAGCAACGACGAAUUGAAUACGACUAUGCGUGAACAGGGUGCAGCAAUGAAUUCGCAACAACCAUUGCCACUUGAAACACAAAUGAUUGCUAUGGCGAAGCAGUUGCAAGAGCUUACAAAUGCCAUAGCGAAACUAAGUAAUUUAGGUGAUAAUGCUCCUCCAACCUCUAAUGAGCAAAUGGCUCCCAGCAUCGCUCCCUCUUUAGUAAGUGGUCCUGAGGCAAGUAGCGCUUUAAUUGUAGAAACUUUAGCAGACCUAAACCGAACAUUGGCCAUCACCAGAUCGAAUGCUAGUAGAAAGUUACACGAUCUUCCAGAAUUCGAUGGAAAACAUGAAGCGUGGCCAAUGUUUCGCGAAUCCUUUUAUAUGACCACCGAAGAAUAUGGCUACAACGAACGGCAAAAUAUGCUACGGCUUUAAAAGGCAAUUAGGGGCGGGGCGCGUGAGGUAGUCGAAUGUUUACUAAUCCAUAGCAGCAAUGUACCCCGCGUUAUGGAAGCAUUGCACGAGCGUUUCGGAAGGUCGGAAUUGUUAGUAAAAAGUCAAAUUGCACGAAUACGUAACUUUUCACAAAUCUCAGAAAAUCGUUUAGAGUUAUUGGUACCUUUCGCUACGAAGGUUCAAAAUUUGGCGACCUUUCUAGAAUCCGCAGGGUGUGAGUACCACCUGAGUAAUCCUACUCUUAUGGAAGAACUACUUCUCAAGCUUCCCAUACAGCGGCGUUUAGACUGGGCACGUUAUGCAGCGAAUAUUGUACCGAGACCUACGGGGAGUCACUUCAGCAACUGGAUGCAAAAGCUAUCGCGUGUGGUAAUCGCGGCCGGCAUUACUUCAAGCUCACAAGCGCGUUCAUCAGAAGAAAGAGGCGAAGCUCGAGGAAGGUUUUUUCAUACGGAUCACGUCCAGAGCGCCAGUCGGACUCCAUGUAAGCUGUGUUCGGAGGCACACCAUUUAUCGAAGUAAAAGCGUUUUCUCGAAAUGAAUCACACAUCAAGGUGGAGACUUGUGCGCGAAGGAAAACUAUGUUUUAAUUGCCUGAAGAGUGGUCACAGAAGCAACAGGUGUACGUACAAGCAUAAAUGCUCGGAGCGUUAUUGCUCAAGGAUGGUUCAUGAGCUAUUACAUGCCGACGAAGCUACAAAUACGGGUACGUGCGAGGUACAGUACGAGACUCAACGCUCACAACAGCAGCUGAUUCUUACCAACACUACGAGGCAACCAGGGAGUUCGAAGGUGCUAUUCAAGAUCUUGCCAGUGACGCUGUAUGCCAAUGAAAAUGAGAUACGAUGCUAUGCCUUCUUGGACGAGGGUUUAUCAAUAUCGCUGAUGAACAGGAGUUUAGCUGACAGGCUCGGACUAAAAGGUACGAAAGAGAAGUUGAUGCUGCAGUGGCUUGGAAACAACACGGUAACCAAGUUGGCGUUUGGGGUUGAUAUACAAAUUUCUAACCCUUUGCCCGGAAGCAAAAAAUUCUGCAUGAAGAAUGUCAAGGUCGUCGACGAUUUACAACUCCCCAAGCAAACCAUGGAUAUUUCUGAGCUGCAAUGUAAAUAUAGAUAUACGCAGCAUCUACCAAUUGCAAGUUUUAAUUCGGCGUGUCCUCAACUGUUAAUCGGACUUGAUAAUGCACACUUGGGAGUAGCGAAGAGAACGAUAGCAGAUGGACAACAAGGUCCAGCAGUGGUCUUAACGAAGCUUGGCUGGCUAGUGUACGGCAAGGGUAGUCAACGAGAAAUCUCCGAAUAUGAGCAGCACCAUUCGUUUUUUGCGCAAGUGGGAAGCGAAGAUACUUUAGAAAAUUUGGUAAGAAAUCACAUCGAAGAUGAUGCCCUGAGCGUUAACUCCGAAGCAAGGCACGUAGACAGCGCCGCUAUAACGAGGGCAAAAGAUCUUCUCGAGCAAACAACAGCGAGAAAGGAGAGACGUUUUGAAACAGGGCUCUUGUGGAAGAGCGAUCAUGUCUUCUUACCUGACAGUAAGCAGAUGGCAAAGAAAAGGCUGUUCGCGUUAGAGAAAAAAUUCGGUCGUGAUGAAGAUUUCUGGAAGCAGUAUACGCAUAUCAUGGAAGAAUAUCAGAAGGCUAUGCGUGGCGCUUGAGCGAAGAAGAGGUUCAACAAACGGGAAGUCGAACGUGGUAUUUACCUCACUUCGGAGUUCGCAAUAUGAACAAACCAAAAAGGCUACGGCUAGUAUUUGAUGCCGCUGCCCAAGCAGAAGGAGUUUCUCUGAAUUCAGUCCUGCUCAGCGGGCCAGACUUGUGCCAGUCGUUAACCACGAUUUUUAUGAAGUUCAGACAAAAGGCGAUAGGUGUGUGCGGAGACAUACUGGAAAUGUUCCAUCAAGUGGAAAUACGGCGGGAAGACCAAAACUCACAACGCUUCUUAUGGAGAAGGAAUACUAACGAGGUCAUCAGCGAAUACGUAAUGUCAGUCAUGACGUUUUUAGCGACUUGCUCGCUAUGUUCAGUUCAGUUUGUAAAAAACAAGAACGCGGAAGAGUUUCAAGCAGCCUUUCCCAACGCCGUAAAAGCAAUUAUUGAUAACGACUAUGUCGAUGACUUCGUACACUGCUUUAGCACACCGGAAGAAGCCGUACAAACAACAAAUGAAGUGCGUUGGAUUCAUAAACAAGGCGGUUUCGAUUUAAAGCGGUUCGUAUCGAAUGCCAAGAGUGUCACUGAGCAGUUAAACGGUGAUGCAGCUACAGCAGCAGACUUCAGCCUCGAUAAGGAUGGUUUCCCGAAAGUCCUGGGUAUGUAUUGGGAUACUGCGGAAGAUAUUCUAAAAUUUGCGCUUAUUCUUAGUAAGGUCGAUAAAGCUGUAGUCAAUGGCGAAAGAAGACCCACGAAACGUGAAGCAUUGGGUAUAGCAAUGUCGGUGUUUGACCCUUUCGGCCUAGCAUCGGAGAUUACAUUAGCAGCUAAACUGGUGCUACAAGCUGUGUGGAGACGGAAGACGGAAUGGGACGAAAGUAUACCGAAAGAUGCGUACGAAAUGUGGCUAAAGUGGGUUAAAAUGUUGGAGCAAAUUCAAAAUUUAAGCAUUCCACGAUGUUACGACGAGAAUUUCCUACGAGUUCCAGUGGAGCUACACGUGUUCGCAGAUGCAAGCGAGGCGGCGUAUGCAGCAGUAGCAUAUUGGAGAAUCGACGGAUUAGCAGGAGCGACCAAACUGGCCUUUGUAAUGGGGAAAGCGAAAUGCGCUCCCUUAAAACUCACUACGGUUCCACGGUUGGAGCUACAGUCGGCGGUCCUUGCGGUCCGUCUUCGCGCUGCGAUACUGCAAAACCAUGAUAUGGUGCCUAUCAAGACUGUCAUGUGGAGCGAUUCGAAGACAACUUUAGCUUGGAUAAAAUCCGACCACCGCCGCUACAAACCGUACGUAGCCCAUCGUGUAAAUGAAAUUUUAGAGAACAGCGAAGAGUGUGAAUGGAGAUGGUUACCUAGCGCAUGUAAUCCAGCCGACUUUGGUACGCGUGUUCGAGAUGAGAAACGACAAUCCUUCUGGGCGAGUGGACCCGACUUCCUGCUCAAGGACGAGACGCAUUGGCCAACGGCGGAAACCUAUGCAGAAACUCGAGAGGAGCUUCGUGCGAAAUUCGUCUCAUAUACGUGUGUGGAAAACGACUUCUUCGAAAGGUUCUCGUGUUUCAUUCGCCUAACGAGAGUGGUUGCGUGGAUGUUACGUUUCUGCGAUAAUUGUCAAAACAGCCAACGGGAUAAAAGAGGUGGUCCGCUAACUGGAGAUCGCGGAGCUAUCGAUCUGUCGAGGCGUGCAGAAGGCAGCCUACCCCGAGGAGUAUAACGACUUAAGCCGGAAAAGCCAACUAAAAUCCAGUAGCAAGCUGUUGAUGGUUUCACCAUACAUGGAUUAUGCGGGUAUUAUCCGUAUGAAGGGGCGAAUCGACAAUGCGGUUGCAGUCCCAAUAAAUACUCGCAGGCCCAUCAUCCUACCUCAAGCGCAUCACGUGACUGAUUUAGUCGUCAGCUGUUAUCAUCGAAAGUGGAAACAUCAAAACGAAGGCACAACUAUAGCAGAAAUUCGUCGGAAAUUUUGGAUACCUCAUGCACGGAUAUCAGUGCGUCGCGCUGCAAGAGAAUGCCAAUUUUGCAAAAUUAAAAGAGCUCAACCUGAAACUCCGAGUAUGGGUCCACUGCCGAAAGAUAGGCUGACACCGUUUGUGAGGCCGUUCUCCUACGUAGGCCUGGACUAUAUGGGACCGUUUCUCGUCAGUAUAGGACGGCGCCAGGAGAAGCGUUGGAUUGCGCUCUUUACGUGUUUAACUAUUCGUGCUGUACACAUGGAAAUCGCUAGAGAUCUCAGCACUGAUACGUGUUUGUUAUGCAUCCGAAAUUUCAUGAGCAGACGAGGUACUCUAUUACGCAUACGUUCAGAUAACGCUACAAAUUUUAUUGGUGCCGAUAACGAACUGCGAAAACAACUAACCGAAUUCAACUCCGGAAAAAUCGCUGACAUACUUGAAAUGACCGCAUAGAAUAGGUGUUCAAUUGCCCACUAAAUCCUCAUGCUGGAGGAUGCUGGGAGGGCCUAGUGCGCAGCGUAAAACGUGCUAUGGGACAUGCGCUUUAUAACGAAAACCUCCAGGAGCACUGCCUUUAUAGUUUAAUGUGCGAAGCAGAAAAUCUAGUCAACUCGCGGCCGCUAACACACAUAGCAAUAGACACACCCACCGACGAACCUUUAACCCCUAACCACUUCCUUCUAGGUACAGCUAACUAGGAACAAACACCUCAUCCUCGCGAAGAGGAAUACCGCCCGUCCAGAAAGCAGUGGAGGAAGGUACAACAAGCAUAGCAUCGUUUUUGGAAAAAAUGGCUUUCAGAAUACCUCCCAGAUCUGUGCCGCCGGACAAAAUGGUUUCAGCCUGUGCAACCGCUACGAGUUGGAGACGUCGUCUUGGUCGUCGAUAGCAACAUUCAUCGUUCCCGAUGGCCGAUGGGUAAAGUGACUCGAGUGUUUCCUGGCAAAGACUCACAGGUCCGAAGUGCCGAAAUACAAACCCAAACAGGGGUGUUCAGACGUCCUGCUUGUCUACUUGCGAAAUUAGAUGUUGGUGAAUCUGUUUAGAUUCACGGAGGCCGGGAUGUUGGCGAACUAUGUAUUUUUGAAUUUGGUGUAAACUUGUUGUUAGUGUCGUGAGUUAUGUUGCUAUUUGGUGUAAACACACUGUUAGUGUUGUCGAAUUAUAUAUUGGCCCUUCUGGCAACUCUGCUCCUGCUGGAAUAAUCGAAAUGUUUGUCAUCCCUAAAUUCUGUAUUGUUCAUUUAAAUUUUACCAGCACAGCAGGAGGGAGCAAAAACGAAGGGUACUGUUUAGUAAGUGGCCCACCUAUUUCGGGGUAUUGCGUCCAAAGGGGUGACCCGAUCCAAAAAAAAAAUUGCACACACUUGUAGCCAAGGGUCUAC
This is a messenger RNA of Rhagoletis pomonella (apple maggot), 6192 nucleotides long. RefSeq lists its product as uncharacterized. NCBI's taxonomy places the organism in Eukaryota, Metazoa, Arthropoda, Insecta, Diptera, Tephritidae. The record is from RefSeq and is a predicted model, not a curated record. The transcript is spliced from 2 exons. The coding region runs from base 2930 to 4570 and encodes 546 amino acids.